GGUAUUCCUAGGAUAACUCCGUUGGUAGCAUGGCAUCCGGGUAUCGUGACAAGGAGCCAAGCACGCGGGAGCAUGCUUCUGCUGGCGCUCUGGCUGGAACAGCAGUAGUCGUCGAAAAGGAGAAGCGUAUCCGGCUGGAGGCCAGCAAAAGAAGGACCCACAUCCUACGCGCUAAACUGAACGAGGAAACAGAGGAGGAGAAGUACCGUCUUGCCCUAUCGAAGCGGCAGCACGAACAACAGGAGUACGGCUGCUCCGUUCGAAAAAACAUCCGUAGCUGGCGCAAACAAGGGAGCCCCGCCCCUGUAGGAGACAACACCGUCCAUAAACCGGCGCAACCGUGGGAGCAGAAUAACCGUGGCGGUACCCCGGUCCUAUUCGGCACUGGACAAUCGGCAACGAGCCCUGCCAAGCUCACCAGCACGAGGCAGGGGAACGCCAACGUUAACUGGACCCUUGGCAACUCUGUCGGCGCUGCCUGUACACUGGAGGAGCGGGAAGAUGCCGCAGAGAUGACGGGUAUCAGCGCAUGGACGCGUCAUGAGGCAGCUGGCCGAGUGGAGACGAUAUCGCCGAAGUUGACGGCGGUGAUCGAUCGAAGUUAUCUUGUCAGCAGCGAUGUUGGCGUUGAUGGGGGUGCCGUUGCCGGUCGGGACUCGGGGGAGCAGUCACGAGGUGGAAGGUGGGCCAACUUGCCGCCAGAGCUGAGGGCCAUCAAGGACAGGUGGCUGGGCUCAUCAAGCGAGGAAAUCACGCCCCAGACGGCAACGAGUGAUAUCGCAGUCUCCCCAGGUGCCACCAUCACGACACCUGCCCACGGGGGCCGGCAAGACCAGCAUUCAUACUUUCAGGAAUAUCGAUCAAGAGUAGUUCCGCGGGACAAGGAUGUUCGUUAUGCCCACCCGAACAUCUUAGUCGAAGGGUCGGCACCUCACGACAACCACGGGCGGCUGGAAGGAGCGCAGACGAAAACGCCCAGCGAAACGGUCGACGAAAGGAAGAAGCAGGGGCACGGCUGCGGCGAAGACAGCACUUUCAGGACAAUUUCUUCCGAUAGCCUAGAGUGCAGCCGCUUGGUAGAAAACGGGCUCCAGGUAACUCGAAGCGCGGAAGGUCGAGAUGCACACCACCCGAGACUCAGGCAAGCAGACGCCGAAUCGCUCAAGGAUAGCCCGCAGCGCCAGCACCAACAGCAAGGCUUGCUGCAUCCCAUCGCGAACGACAACGAACUACUUGGCCAGUCGAGCAGAGACGAUGUUACCCCUCGUGGUUCAGACGAGCUUGGGGAUAGAACACCCCCUCAUACACAGGAGGGAAAAGAUAGUGGAUUGGCGGAGGAUGCGGCCGCGCCAUCGAUAGAAGAAUGGUGUGGAGAAAUCCUUCCGCUACAACCCGGUGAGGCCGUGGGCGACCCGAAGGAUGGAGGCAGACGGGCCAAAGUCAGGAAUCAGCUGCGUGAUCUGAGAAACAGACUAACCAAUGGCGCGACAGGCGAACUUCCGACUGCUGCUUCACCAAAACCGGUGAAUGUGAACGACGCGUUAUUACCAGCCCAACAAGCCACGAGCCCUGCCAGUGCACGUACCCAGCAACCAUGGAAGGGCGGAGCUCAACCAGGGGCUGGUGAGGCUGAACAAGUUGGUGACGACGGUAGACGACGAGAUGUCCACAUAAAUUUAGGUGAUAACAAAGGGGGUGCUCAAGACACGUUGCGGCCGGCAACGUUAGUGCAGAGAGUUCCUUCCCACGGAGAAGGGACCGUGAAUCAAAGGGUGGACGACACGCUACCGCUUGACAUUGCUGCGCUCCAAGAACGUGAACGCGAGAGUACGGGCGAGCAACAGGGGGUUCAAGAGACGUUUUUUACUCGGAGUGAUGUGGCUGAUGUUGAGGGUUGUAGUGGCCAAGGAAUCAACUACGAUACGACGAAUACGAGGAGUCGACCGUCGGAGCUAUUCGACAGUCUGGACGUUUCCGCCAGGGCAUCCGAAGCCGGUGGCGGCCUGCUCCCAAGGGCGGACGGGCGAUCUGACGAGAUUGGUGCCCCGGCCAUCUCAGCGACAGCUCGAUUUGCUCCUGGUACGGAAUUCAUCACCCCCCAAAACGUACGGUCUCCGGACAAGGCCCCCAAAAAUACCAAGAUCCGACAUCGAGAUCAUGCACUUAACGACCAGAAUGUUUCGACCAUGGCGGCACUCACAGUAGAAACUCAUUCGGGGCGCUACACUGCGACGUCGGGCGACGCGUCCCCUCCACGUCGAGACAGGCCGCUGAUUAAGGCCGUACCAGAGGAGGCAACUGAGCCGAAAACGAGAAGGCCACCAAAUCAGGCAACGGAAAGGGUCCCUAUUCUACGUCCAGCACGCGCCGUGCAGAGUCCUCCGGCAGUACCUUCAAGAAAAUCGACGACCAAGCCGACUGGUGAUGUCAAGUGCAAGUUGCGAGAACCCCCGCAUGCUUCCAGGCUGAGGGCUCCGGGUUGGGGCCGGGAAGCGGUGAUAACCGCCAUCCUACCGGCCAAAGUUACCCCGGGCAUGGCGAAGGACGGUAGCUCCCCUGCUACCACCGCCAGCCACAAUGGUGCUGCACCCACUGACCCCGCGGUACUUCCGUGGGAUCUGCUGACGCCACUUACCGAGGCUGCCACUGUGGACGAGCGUUCCGUAGUCUCCCACGGAACUCACGGCACGACAAAAAUGACACCGGCAUCCUCCGUCACCUCAGGAUGCAGGCCACCCCAAGAAGAGGCUUCAGACGCGAUACAAGGUAGAGUCAACCGUCGACGCCCUCACCGCCUGCAGGCUGAUGCCAACCCCUACGUGGCGGCAGCAGCACCCGUAGUCUGUGCGCUCGAGUCGCCGGCAGAGACCAGCGGCUUCGGUGAUGGCCGAAACCAGAACGGUAGCGAAAAGAGGGCGGUGUGGGGUAGCGGCAUCGUCGCUAGCGGCGCCCAUUCGGCGCCCGGGACGACAUCGGCAAGAUCGAGAAGGCGAGACGCUCCUGCUGGUGGUGCACUUACGUCGUCAUCUGCGUACCGAGCUUCUCCUCUCUCUAGCACCGCCGACCACGUAGGAACAGGGGGCUCCGUUUUCUCCAGCGCUAGCGGAGAGACAAAUCCCGGACGGCAAUGUGGUGGUGGCUACGUCGCGGCCAUGGGUAGACGUGCGAGGUCGAUGGCCAGGUGCGAGGCGGCGAGACGAUUGGCGGCGGCGAUGGCAGCCGACAGAGGGAGGCCAUCCACGCCGAUAUCCGAGCGGGCCCGAUGGGGGAAGGGAAAGGAGAGCCAGGUGGAAGUGGAGCGGAGGAAGCUGCUACAGCGGCGAGCGGAGUAUGCCGAGGAGCUCCAGAAAAAAGCGAAGGAGGAAGCUAUGGAGCUCGCUCGAAGAAAGUGCUUAGCCGCUAACGCCAGCACCAUGCUGCCUGCAGAUCCUCGGCACGUCAGAGCGGGUGCCACCUCUGCUACUUCCACAGUCUAUCAACAGAACAGCACUUUGUACGACGCUGACAAAUCAAUAGGAGGUUGCCAAGGGAAAGUCCCAAGUGCGAUCGAAGCGAACUUUACCCACGACAUCACGCGCCCCGAAGCCAUUGACGGCCGCCACCAGGACAAGCCCCCCUGCCUUGCUCCUGGCAGCAAGGUGAACUCACCAGUUUCUUCUCGCCGUUGUGAUGUUGGAGUCGGGGGUGACGACGGCGGCUUGCAUAGACGGCAAAAGGCAAAAAGGCAAAUCGCAAAGAGUACAACGCAGGAGGAAGAGGAGGAGCGACUGACCGCGUCUAUCGCUCGCCUGGACACCCUCUUGCGAGAGGGAGACGGCGAGGCCUCUCGCAGGGCUUCCAAUGCACCCAUGCCGGGAGGGAGCGGUGGAGUAACGCGGUCGAAAAGCCGCGGAAGGGUGGAGCGAAGUCCAGCGCGCGCACCGGUAGGGGGAAUCGCCAAGACAAGGGUGAGGACAGGGGCUACGAAAGGGAUCACUAGCUCUGCAGGACCUUUGGUCAACGUUGAGCCGCAGGCGGGGUCGGUGUCCGUGGCGGCGGCGGUGCCCGUACAUGAGACCGCUGUGGCUGAUGCGGGUGCUGCGAUCAUGGCCAGUCCUGGAUUAUUUCCGCAAAUUUUCGACCGAGUACCGGCGCACACGGGUGGUGGGAGAGAAAUGGGACGCUAUGAACCUCCCGAUGCUGUACAACAAGCCCCGUACGGCUCAUCACGAGGAGGGGCGUAUCGCGAGCCGGCCUCGCACUGUCCCGUUAGCAGGGCUGCAUCGCCACUGUCAUAUAGAUAUUGCGCUGACGAUGAGCAACGGCGGCCAAAACGGACCGAUGGAGGCCCCAUAGAUGCGGCACCGGGUCACUACCGCCAGGAGGGUAGGCGGUCGGCUGGUGCGGUGAGUCGCUGGGUGGGGGACGGCAACGAUCGCUACCACUACGAUGCGCGUGCUCCGCCGCGAUAUCCGGCCCAGAGGGAAGAACGGUGGGUCCCACAAACCCCAUGCUCACCAACACGGUAUCGAGGGGUUGACAGCAGCGAUGACAACCACCGGGGAUGGCACGACCACUGCAGGGGGAGGUCUUAUUACCGUCGAGACGAUCUACGUGCGGCCAUCGAUCCAAGAGAUGCGCCAGGGGUCGUGGACCAUGCGAGGUGGAUUGGAGAGUCACGACCAGAAGCGUGUGGUGACGAUAGAAGUGGCAAAACAGAUUGGAUUAGGCGGGAUGGUGGUACUACCUUCCAGCACGAGGAUAGGAAAGGACCUUUCUGAAACCGACGGCUGCUCGCUCUUCACGGAAUGUGUUCAUGGGCGUUUUCGGGUUGACGCCAGACAGAGUAGACUUCGUCUCAACGCGGCGCCGUCGAGAGAACGGAAAGUUGUGGAAGGCAGGCAAUCCCACGACGGUUUGGUUGGUUGCAGCAAAUACCAUGCGUAAUCCACGAUUGACUAGUGUCAACAGGCAUUGAUGAGAGUGAAUAGGGCAGCGGUGUUCCACAGGAGUGGAGAUUGAAGAGGGAAACUACUCGAGGUGGUGGUCGACGAACACAAGACCGUCUCCCAUACCCACCACCGUUUCUCCGAGACACAGAAACGAACCGUCGUGGCAGUAUAUAAGGCUGCAUUCGAUGGCACGUAUGCACGUGUGUAGACG
Molecule: messenger RNA, 5142 nt
Organism: Ectocarpus sp. CCAP 1310/34
Lineage: Eukaryota; Phaeophyceae; Ectocarpales; Ectocarpaceae
Source: the annotation of a GenBank genome assembly